GGGGGGUUGUUGAAUGCUGCUUAAAGCUUCAGUUGAAGAUGAUUCAGGUUUGGUGGGAACAGACACUGAAGUCGUUUCUCAAGCCCUGUUAAAUGAAAAAAUUCACAGUUUGUACAAACCACAGUUCAAUCUAACACCAUUGGGCUCAGCAAGCAUGUAAGUGGAAAGAGGAAGGAAGUUGGGUGUGUUUAACAGUUUAAAUGUAUCUUUCUCUUACAGAAUCUGUCUUUAUUCUCAGCCUCUUCUGUGUUGUAGGUAGACGUGUCUGUGAUGUGACUGAGUUUCAUCUUGUGCACAUUAUUUAUCUGUGGAGGUUUUUAUAGUUUGAAGUCACAGACGAGAGCAGCAGCUACUAUGAGUGUAACUGCAGCAGCCAGUGGAUUUGUUGUCCUUCUUCUCACUGUGACAGUGGUACAGUGUGAGAAUGGCUGGGAUGUGAGUUACACUUCUACUGAGAUCUGUGCCUUCAGAGGAUCAACAGUGGACAUUACCUGUACCUACACAUACCCAUCCAGGUGGAAGAACCAUGAUAUAACAGUUCAGAAAACUUUCUGGUUCAUUAAAGAGAGUAAUGGGAUUCACGUUGCUCUAAGGACUGAUCCGGAGUAUUCAGGUCGUGUGGAGAAUCUCUGUGGAAACAACAAGUGCACUCUGAGAAUCUCUAACCUGAGAGAGAGCGACUCAGCUGUGUACAAGUUUAGGUUCACAACAAACCAACCUACUGGGAGUUUAACUGGUUCAGCUGGAGUCACUCUGUCUGUCACAGAUUUGCAUGUGCAGGUGAGAGGAUCAGUGAAGGGUGACUAUUCUUACAAGGCAGAGCUCAGGUGUCAGAGCAGUUGUCGUCUUCCUGAUCAUCUGAACUACGUCUGGUACAAGAAUACACAGAAGAUGAAUGAGGAAGGAGAAUCUUAUUCAGGUUCUUUUGAAUCUGAAGACAGAGUUUCCUGUGCUGUUAAAGGACUCGAGGAUUUCCGCUCUCCGUCAAUGUUGGUGAGGAGUCAGAUUGACUGGGGUGUGAGUUACACUUCUACUGAGAUCUGUGCCGUAAGAGGAUCAACAGUGGACAUUAACUGUACCUACACAUACCCAUCCAGCUGGAAGAACCUUGAUAUUACAGUUCAGGAAACUUUCUGGUUCAUUAAAGAGAGUAAUGGGAUUCACGUUGAUCUAAGGACUGAUCUGGAGUAUUCAGGUCGUGUGGAGAAUCUCUGUGGAAACAACAAGUGCACUCUGAGAAUCUCUAACCUGAGAGAGAGCGACUCAGCUGUGUACAAGUUCAGGUUCACAACAAACCAACCUACUGGGAGUUUUACGGGUUCAACUGGAGUCACUCUGUCGGUCACAGACCCUCAGCUCCAGGUACAUGUGAGGAGAUCAACAGCCAAUCCAUCUUCUACCUGGACAGAGCUGACCUGUCACAGCAGGUGUCAGCUCCCUGAUCAUCUUUCCUACGUUUGGUACAAUAACAAUAAACUUGUUGGACGAAAUAAAUACUUUCACCUCCGACACUUUAAUCCUAAAGACAGCUAUCACUGUGCUAUAGAAGGACAGGAGCGUUUCCCUUCUCCUACAGUGUACUAUCCUUCAGAUGCUCCAAAGCCUCCCUCUGUGUCAGUGAGUCCCUCUGGUGAGAUCAUGGAGGGCAGCUCACUGACUCUGACCUGCAGCAGUGAUGCUAACCCAGCAGCUAAAUACACCUGGUACAAGAGAAGUGGAGAUAAACAAGUUCAACAUCUCAGUGAAGAGACACAAUUUGUCCUCAGCUCCAUCCGGUCAUCUGACUCUGGAGAGUAUUACUGCACAGCUGAGAAUGAGCUGGGAAGGAGUUCAGCAAAAAUCUUUAUUACUGUGACAUAUGCUCCAAAGCCUCCCUCUGUGUCAGUGAGUCCCUCUGGUGAGAUCAUGGAGGGCAGCUCAGUGACUCUGACCUGCAGCAGUGAUGCUAACCCAGCAGCUAAAUACACCUGGUACAAGGAGAACCGAGCUCUGCUUCAAGGACCAGAGGGUGUUUAUCAUCUCUCCUCCAUCAGCUCUGGGGACAGCGGGGUCUACUCCUGCAAGUCUGAGAAUCAGUACGGACGGAUCAACUCCACGUCUCUACACUUAGACGUCCAGUAUGCUCCAAAGCCUCCCUCUGUGUCAGUGAGUCCCUCUGGUGAGAUCAUGGAGGGCAGCUCAGUGACUCUGACCUGCAGCAGUGAUGCUAACCCAGCAGCUAACUACACCUGGUACAAGGAGAACGAGGACUCACCAACAGCAUCAGGACAAAUCUUCACCAUCACUAAUAUCACAGCUGAACAUGGUGGAAAGUAUCAGUGUGAGGCCCAGAACACACACGGACGUAGUAACACCACCUUACAUCUGACUGUUGGAGCAGGGAAGUUAGUGAUAAUCAUGAAUAUCAUCAGGCUGACUCUGGUGGUCGUGCUGGUUCCAGUGCUUGUCUGGACUCUGUGGACGAGGAUGAAGAAAACUCUGAGCUUGAAAUCAGAAGUGAAUGAAGCUGUGGAGAUGAUAGAGUCACACAACUGUCCUGAGUAUGAGAACGAUGCUGCUGCAGCACAGACAGAAGACACAGAGGAGCAGGAAGACCUGGUGUGAAGCAUCAGGUGCACUGUGAUUGGUUGAUGAAAGUAUUUAGGAGGGAACAGGAAGUAUCUCUCUUUCCAUCCCUGGUUGCAGCAGCAGCAGUUUGUACAGGAUGACCUUUAGAUCAAGAGUAUUGUUGUGUUGUUUCUUUUCUUUUUCUUUUCUGAUGGGUCCAGUCGUCUAGUUUUCGCAGCUUUAUUUCUGUGAGCUUUAGUUCUGAUGUUGGUUUAGGUUGAAGGAAGAUUCUCAGAUCCUACGACCCUUUGUGUGUUGGUGUGUUGGGUUUUCUUUCUUUUGUUCAUUUUACCGGCCUGUUGUUGAAGUUGCUGUUUUUUCUGCUUUAAAUUUAUCUUUUUUUUGCUGUUACCCUCUGAACUAUGUUGGACGUCUUGGUGAUGAGCCUUUGAGGCUGUGGUAACACCACGUUACUCAUCUUGUGUCUUAUACAUGAUAUUAAUGUGGUUAUUAAAUGGAUAAUUAAUUAUUAUGUAUCAUGAUUUUAUGAUUCUUUCUUAAAUAAAGGUUUUUGGUCUUUUGUUUUCACUCCUUA
Pleuronectes platessa (European plaice) is the source of this 3142-nucleotide messenger RNA. Its product is annotated as B-cell receptor CD22. The coding region runs from base 355 to 2604 and encodes 749 amino acids. The record is from RefSeq and is a predicted model, not a curated record. The transcript is spliced from 12 exons. Lineage: Eukaryota; Metazoa; Chordata; Actinopteri; Pleuronectiformes; Pleuronectidae.